UCUUCAUAGAGAAGUUAAACAGCAGCAUGUUCUAAGCAUCCGAUCUCUCACUGUUUACUAAAAAGCCCGGCCCCGGUCACCACCAUGACUUCUACUGGUUUCAAAGCUGAAGAUCAUUCCCGUGUGAUUUUAGGGGAUAGAGGAGAGAUGCAGACCAGCAUCGGCGGGGAGGAGGACGCGGAGAAACCGAAGAUUCUCCCGUUCAGCGUCGAGGCUCUGAUGGCUGAACGGAGACCGAGCUCGUCCGCGGGAGCGUCGCGUGGCCACACGGAACCGGAGCGGAACACGGCUCGCCUGGACUUCUCUGUCGAUGUUCUGAAGCUGUCGGAAAAGUCUGAGAGGAGCUCGUGGAUGCACCACCUCUCUCCCCGUCGUCUCAGUCCUCCCGCGUGUCCUCUGAGAAAACACAAAACCAACCGAAAGCCUCGGACCCCGUUCAGCACGACUCAGCUGCUCGCGCUGGAGCGGAAGUUCCGUCAGAAACAGUACCUGUCCAUCGCGGAACGGGCCGAGUUCUCCAGCUCGCUGAACCUGACCGAGACUCAGGUGAAGAUCUGGUUCCAGAACAGACGAGCUAAAGCCAAGCGGCUCCAGGAGGCCGAGCUCGAGAAGCUGAAGAUGGCCAGUAAACCGAUGCUUCCUCCCGCCUUCGGGAUUUCGUUUCCGGUCGGCGCUCACGUCCCGGCUUCAUACACCGGAUCGCAUCCGUUUCACAGACACUCGGUGAGCGUGACUCCGAUGGGACUCUACACACACAUGGGAUACAGCAUGUACCAUCUAGCUUAAAAGACUCUGUUCCGAUAAACGUGAACGGUGGCGUUCAGAGAGUUUUGAAAACGGAUUUGAUGAAAGGUAGGUCAGGUGGAAGGAGUCUUGCGUUUAUGAUUCAAACUCGCAUGAAUGUCUGAAACGAUAGCAUUUUUUAAAUAAACGACGCUGACUGUUGUUUAAACGUUUCCCUUCGAAAGGGAUCUGAAAUGUAAAAUAUUGUACAUUUGGACAAAAAUACCAUUUAUAUGAUGAAUAUAUUUGUUAAAUAAAUUAAUGACAAACGGUC
Messenger RNA from Puntigrus tetrazona (Sumatra barb), 1057 nucleotides. It is a transcript of the gene msx1a, whose product is annotated as muscle segment homeobox 1a. The coding region runs from base 85 to 786 and encodes 233 amino acids. NCBI's taxonomy places the organism in Eukaryota, Metazoa, Chordata, Actinopteri, Cypriniformes, Cyprinidae. The transcript has 2 exons. Gene Ontology annotation, cellular component: nucleus. Gene Ontology annotation, biological process: regulation of transcription by RNA polymerase II; embryonic morphogenesis. The record is from RefSeq and is a predicted model, not a curated record. Gene Ontology annotation, molecular function: RNA polymerase II transcription regulatory region sequence-specific DNA binding; DNA-binding transcription factor activity, RNA polymerase II-specific.